Messenger RNA from Cottoperca gobio, 1951 nucleotides. It is a transcript of the gene ovch1, whose product is annotated as ovochymase 1. The coding region runs from base 193 to 1923 and encodes 576 amino acids. The transcript has 14 exons. Gene Ontology annotation, biological process: proteolysis. The record is from RefSeq and is a predicted model, not a curated record. Gene Ontology annotation, molecular function: serine-type endopeptidase activity. Lineage: Eukaryota; Metazoa; Chordata; Actinopteri; Perciformes; Bovichtidae.
GACGUUUUGGCCAGCACCGAGCAGACCUCAGGCCCGGAGCCGCCGGCCGGCCCGGGGCCGCGGACCAGCUGGAAGCGGGGACACCUCUAAUAAAACUUCAUCACUGCAGGUGUUUGUAAUCACACAGCUGAGGUUCAUCAGGUUCAUCAGGUUCACUUCACAGUCAGUCACACUCAGAGUCAGUGAGACAGGAUGCUGCCUGUCUGUCUGCUGGCAGCGUGUCUGCUCGCUGUUUACUCAGCCGACCUCGUGCAGAACUCUUCAGCUCCUGCAGGUCUGAAUGUGACUGUGAAUGAAACUCUGCAGGAACACGAGACUUUCUCUGGAUUCUUCGGAUUCAGGGCUGAGGCUAAGAUCCUUUUGACCUCAGAUCUGUCGGGGGUGCGGUCCUUCCUCCCGGAGCAAGAGCUAGAGACCAGGAUCAUCGGGGGUCAGGAGGCCUGGGCACGCUCGUGGCCCUGGCAGGUCUCUCUGAGGUUCGCCUCCAUGCCGGCCUGCGGAGGAGCCGUCAUCAGCCAGAUGUGGGUCGUCUCUGCCGCGCAUUGCUUCAAGAGGUACAACAAAGCUUCAUUCUGGACAGUUCUGGCUGGAAAACACGACCUGGAUAACCUUCAUGAGCCUGGACAGCAACUGAUGGGAGUCUCCAUAAUCAUCAGCCACAACGGCUACAACACUCGCACCAAAGAGAGCGACGUGGCUCUGCUGAAGCUGCAACAGCCACUCGUCUUCAACCAGUUCGUCAGACCCAUCGACGUCUGGAUGACCCCGCUGCCUCUCCUCCGGAGGUGCACCGUCACGGGCUGGGGCUCCACCCGAGAGAAUGGAGCUCGAGUCAGCAGACUACAGGAGGUGAACGUCACCAUCCUGCCCCAGGAUGUCUGUAACCGGUACUACCUCGGGAGGGUGCGUCCUUCCAUGCUCUGCGCUGGGAAGUCUGGAGGAGGAGCCGACGCUUGCCAGGGCGACUCCGGGGGGCCUCUGUCUUGCUUCACCGGCAGCAGGUAUGAGCUGGCAGGUCUGGUGAGUUGGGGGGUCGGCUGUGGUCGAGCCAAGAGACCGGGAGUCUACACCAUACUCCAACAGCACACCCAGUGGAUGUCCGACAUCAUGACGGAUCAGAGCAUCCUGUAUGCAGACGAGCUCACAGCAGAGGACCUCUGUGGUCGGAAGCAGAGCUCCAGCUGUGAGAAGAUUCCAGGCCUCGCUGCUUUCUCGCUGUCCCAGGACGGGGAGGUGUCUGUUGGGAACGUCUCAGAGUCCUGUCCCUUCUCCUGGCCCUGGCAGGUCAGCCUUCAGGCCAACGGCCGCCACUACUGCAGCGGGGUGCUGAUCCACCGUCGCUGGGUGCUCACUGCACAACACUGCAACGUCAGAGCUAAGGAAGACGUGGUGGUUCUGGGAGUUCAUGACCUCCGGUUCUCAUCUCAAACCAUACCGGUGGACGAGGUGAUCAACCUGCCGCACGACGGCAGCUUCCCCCCGAAGUCUGACUUGUCGCUGCUCCGCCUUAGCGUGCCUGCCAGAUUCAGCUCUGUGUCCCCAGUUUGUGUCCCUGAUGAGGACGAGGACCUCGACGGCAGCUGGUCUUGCGUCACAACCGGCUGGGGAGCCUUGAAAGCAUCAGUGGACAUUAAUCCCAACCGGCUGCACCACGUCGGACUGACUCUGGUUAAUCCGACGACCUGCAUAGCGAAGUGGGGAGGGGGGCUCAUCACGGACUCCCACAUCUGCUCACAUCCUGCAGGCUCCACCUCCUGCAUGGGUGACCCUGGAGCUCCGCUGUUGUGUCGGAAACAUGGCGCCUACUUCGUGUUUGGCGUGGUCACGUGGGGCAGCCGGCGGUGUGACGCAGAGAAACCGGCCAUCUUCUCCAGAGUAUCUGAUUAUCACACAUGGAUCACUGAGGUCACUGAAGACGUCUGAAUGUUCAAAUAAAAGCUUUUAACUGGUU